This is a messenger RNA of Labrus bergylta (ballan wrasse), 4603 nucleotides long. NCBI's taxonomy places the organism in Eukaryota, Metazoa, Chordata, Actinopteri, Labriformes, Labridae. The record is from RefSeq and is a predicted model, not a curated record.
ACUCUUGAAGAUGUUUGCCGUAUAGGGACUAAACACAACGUGAAAAUUGUCAUAGAGGCGGCCGAAGAGGAAGAAACAGAUGACAAUGACUUUGAGGGUGUUCAGAGCCGAAAGCAGGAUUUGCAGAACUCGGCAUCUGAACAUUCAGAAGAUGGGACGUCCACAUACCAUGCUGACAUUUGGGACUUACCUGUUCCUGACAUGCCCACUUCCACAUCAGAAUAUGACAAUGUCGGAGAUUGCACUUGGAGCCUUUCGUCCUCCCCUGAGACCUGUGCUAGUCCCGAUGUAGACAUGAUACAGCUAGAGGGGCAGUCCAGCCCUUUUGUCGCUGUGCCUCAGUUCAAUCAGAUCACUGAAGCGGGAGAAGAAAUUACAGCCAAAGACGAGACGCCCAACCAGGUGUUCCUGUUUGAGGGAACUAGUGGCUUGGACCACUUUAUUAAGGAUGGGGGAAGCUGUGGUGCAAGUAAGUACGACAACAAAAGUGGGGAAGGAUCAGGGUUUUCUGCCUGGAAAGAGCACUCAGGUGAUCAAUCCCCGUUUCUUUUGGUGAACUGCUCAACUGUGAAUCCUGCCACUUCAGUCAAUCCCGAUUUAAGUCGAGGGGAAGCUGAUGAGACUCGAACCCAGGCUGACCAGUCACCUUCCUCGAGCCAUGUCGAUUGGGGCAAUCUUGUUUCCAAGAAAGCUGACGGCUCUGAAUCAGUCUCACUAUAUGACCUGCCGAUCAGGCCUCUCUCCGAAAGCCAUGUCAGUCCAAGCAAUGACAUUACAUGUGUGGGGGAGGGUAAAACAGCAGAAUCCAUGUCUCUGAGCUCCAGCUCUGGAGGGGAGAAAGACACACUGAAAUGUAGCCCUGAUAACCUUCACCCAGGUAGCAGUGACGAACUCAGGUCCAAUUCUGACGGCGAUUCAUCGUCGUGCCUUGAAAUGGACUACAUCAUUGUGUCUGGCACGGUUAAAGAAGCCGAAAGAGAGUGGGAUGAUAGGCAUUCAAAAGGACCAAAAAAGACAAUGGAAACAUUUAGCAUGCUUUCCUAUGCUGCCACAGUACUGAAAGCCCAGGCCCAAGCUUCACGGAGAGAGCAUCAGGAGAACACAGAACACAGCAGCCAAAAACAAAGCAUUGAAUGUGAACUUAGUACAGAUACAGCAAGACGCCAAUCUGUGUCAUCCUCUCAUUACCAAGAAAGUCUUAAAAAUAAUACUGAGCAUCAAGAAAUGGUCGGUCCAAGCCGUUCAAAAAGUGACACUGAGGCUGUUCAUCAAUCGGAUUCAAGACCAACAGGUUAUAGUCAAACACAAGCAGAACAAGGAAACUACGAUGACAAAUCAGGCGUUGUGGCAAGAAGUGUGUCUCCGUCAUUAAGAUAUCCAUCAGACCACUUCCUGAAAACCAGGGAGGAAGUUUACGUCCAUUCACAGAUUUCAAUGGAAGAUUCAGACGAGGGUGGGCAGUCACCCUCCGCACCUCCAUGUCCUACGUCUUUGGGCGACUUUCAAGACUGGAGGGGUCAAACCGCAUCUGAACCACACUCCCCUGCGUUGACCAACAGCUCAAUCUCCCACACCAGCUCUUUUGUCAGCACCCCAUUGAGUGAAUCGGGUAUUUCAAACGACAGAGGGCUUGGUUUACCGUUUUCUGGAGAUUUAAUGGAGGAUGAGAACGACGAGGAAGAGCAGGAAGAGGAAACUGAAGGACACCAGCCGGGAGAAUCCUCUGAUCUGCUGAGUUUCACCGAGGAGCUGAUUGGAGGGUCUUCAUGUCAAAAAAACGAUUUACAAACAUUUGAACCAAAGAGUACAAUGGAUUACCACAACAAACAGCUACUGAGAACUGUCUAUGAAAGACAUAUUGGAGACCUUAAAGCUUCUCAUGACAGCUGUUCACCUGAUUUAAGAAGACACCAAGUGGUGACAUCACAACCUUCCUCUGAGCCAACCAACGAGGAUGCUGCAUACCAGUGGGCGGGAGGUCAGACUGUAACUCAGGGUCAAACCCAACACGGCUACAACUACCACCACAUCGACCAAAGAACUGAACACCAGGGUGCCCUCUCCGCCUGCGUAGGGCCUAAAUCCAACAUCCAACAAAACACCACAGACGUCUACGCUGAGUUUACAACCGACGCAACGUCUGCACGCUGCAGAUCUGAGCAGGCCGAGGGUUAUUAUGAACAUGGAGUCAAUGAAGAGUACAGGUCUGACGAUCCAGGAAACAAGUUCAAAUACACAUCUGAAAGCCAGUAUGGAGAUGGCUCUGGAUCCAUGUUCACCUCUGAAGUCCAGUGCUCCCAGUAUCAAGCUGACGGCCAGGGUCAGUACGAGUCAGAUCACACUAGUUACCAAUUUGACGGACAGCCGCUCGACCAAUUAGAUGUCCGACCCAAGAGGGAGGAUCAUGCCCGUUAUGUGCCAGAGGGAUACAUUCACUUUCUCGUUACAAGCAGCAGACACUCCCAACAGGAAGACGAUGCAGGAGGGAUGAUGGUGAUGAAGACGGCCUCCGGUGAGGAAGCUGCUGAGGAGAUGGAUAACAGAGAAGAUCCGUCCUCGUCUGCCGAUCUGUCGGGCGGGUCCAAUCAGAGGAGAAAGCUGGCAGCGCCACCUAUGGAUGUGUCCUUGGACCGCAGUGAGGGGUCUCUUCUGUCAGAGGACGCUCUGGACACAGAGGACGAGGCUUUGGACACGGGAGACGACCUGGAUGUCAACAUAGACGAGCUGGACACGUCUGAUGAGGCCGAGGAGUUCAACCAACACGGAGACUCACAAGAGCCUGAUGUGGGCGCAGGAGCGGCGUCGAGUGAAGCUGUGGCAGGACAGCGAGCGGCUGAGGAGAGCCGACUGUGGAGGAGCGUGGUGAUCGGAGAGCAGGAGCAUCGCAUUGACAUGAAGUGCAUCGAGCCGUACAAAAGAGUCAUUUCUCAUGGAGGUUAUUACGACCAACAAAAUGCCAUCAUCGUGUUUGCAGCGUGCUUCUUACCAGACAGCAACUGUGACAAUUACAAUUACGUCAUGGAAAACCUUUUCCUGUAUGUGAUCAGUACCUUGGAGCUCAUGGUCGCAGAAGAUUACAUCAUAGUUUACCUGAAUGGCGCCACACCUCACAGGAGGAUGCCUGGUUUUUCGUGGAUGAAGAAGUGUUACCAAAUGAUAGACAGAAGACUGAAGAAAAACCUGAAAAUGUUCAUCAUCGUCCACCCGUCCUGGUUCAUACGGACUCUGCUGGGGAUCACCAGACCCUUCAUAAGCUCAAAGUUCAGCAGCAAAAUCAAGUAUGUGAAUAGUCUGCAGGAGCUCGGAGAAAUCAUACCGAUGGAGUAUGUUCACAUUCCACCCAGCAUUGUCAAGUAUGACGAGGAGAGGGCUGUUCACAAAUAUGCAUGCCUGAGACUGGAUACAGAAUUACAAGACACAGCGGUAAAAGCCGAUAAGAGAGGAAACUCUGCUGUGUGACAACUUGAAGACACGUGGCUGCUGCCUAUCUCCUCCCUGCAUCGUGCUGCGGCCUAAAGCGGCGUCUCUGAAUAUAAGUCAGCUCCAGCAUGACGUGUGUGUGGCACAUUGUUGAUACUCCAAUAACUAUCAUCAUGGGGUAAGAAAAGGAAAGUGCUGUGGUAUAUAACAGCAGGACGUCACUUGGAAAUGAAGGAGGAAAGUAUGGAUGUGAGGUCACUGAACAUGACACUGUAUUCACAGAGCAGAGACUUUUCCCCGUACUAUGACCUUUCACACAACUGGAUUUUUGUUCCUUAUUUGGGAGCUGUUGUUUUCUUUGACGUCAUCUUUGGAGGGAUUACUAACUGGCUUUGUUAAAAAUCCAUGUACUAGCCCAACCUGCCUGUUGCUCUGCACCUGUUUGAAACCAUUGUUACAGUCAGUGUGGAGGUUAUCUGAGCCCACGGCAAGCAAGGCUGUUUUAAUUUAUAACCAAAUCCAUGUAAACAGAUGUUCAGUAACAGCCUGUGUGCUCACAAAUAAACACUUGUGUUCUCAUCAGAGAGCCCUGUAGCUCUGUCUAAAAUGUUGGUAUCUUAUCAGGGCUAAUUACAGGUAGUCGAGGUUUACAAAAAUGUGACUCCUACACAAAAGGAGGAGGACUGUACGAGCCUGUUUGGGGUGACAUUUAGACUAGCUUGGUAUGUUACUGUGGGGAUUUCCAUUCUUUGAGUUACUUUCCAUCUCUACAGGCUGUCAGUCAGUCGGCUGUACUAUUAACACUGUAUAUCACUGUGAGGGAAAAAACACAACAUGAAAUCAUAAAGGUAGCAAAAUAGCAGUUAUCAGUAGCUGCAAUAAUGUGUUGCAUGCAUCUAGUAGGUACAGCUUGAGAUCGAGAGUCACAGAAAAGCAAAUUUGUAAUUUUAUUCUUGUUUUGUUUGGGUUGUGUUUGUAUGUCUGUGUGUAAGAGAGAGAGAGGAGGGGGGAUGAAGAAGUUCUGUUGUGUAGUUCACCGAUGGUCAUGAUGAUACAGUAUAGACGGUGUCUUCUCUUCUGGUUUUUUUUCUUAUAUUUGUACACAUUUGUUUUUGGCUUGCAAAGUAUUAAUUUAUUGGAAAAUAUGUAAACGCUUUUUCUUCAUUAAAAAUAUUUGUUCCUC